UCGCAGCACUUUUGAACCCCUCUCUCUCUCCUCAAAUCGCAACACUUUUGAACCCCCCUCUCUCUCUCUCCUCAAAUCGCAACAUUUUUGAACCAGCCAUGUUAGAAAACUCAAGCACACCGUAUACGAAUUCAAAUUCGUAAAAUUGCAUAUUUGCUAUGAUCUUUGUAUUUCUGGCUAUUUUUUUUCCUUUUUUUUUGACUUCUUUGGUGUCUGGAAUUUUCGACAUUUGUUGACCUAGAACAAUGCCACAGUUUUGAGAAUCUAGGGUUUUAGAGCUGGUAAUCUGGGGUUUAAAAGGGAUUUGAGAGUUCUGAAAAGCUAGGGCUAGGGUUUUCUAUUCUCUGAUGCUUCGUGAUUUUUAACUGGGGUUUUGAGCAACUAGGGCAUUGUAAAUUAUUUGGAUUCUUGGGGGUUAGGGCACUAAAGUGUUCUGAGUAUGCUCGGUUUUGAGGAUCUUGGGAAAUCUGUUUUUGAUUGAGAUUAUCAAUUCAGGAAGCUUCUGAAACUCGAGGCUUUUCUGAGGAAAUUGGGAGUUUGGUUGACAUAUGUAGCACUAACGUUUAGUAGUAGUUGAAAUCCGGGGUUUUCAGAAGCCAAACCAUUUUCUUGUUUAUUGGGCUUUUGUCAGUUUAGACAUUUGUUUCGAGGGCUUGAGGUAGCUGCUACCUGUAGUUUAUUCUGUUAAAAACAGAAAAACUUCUUCAAACCAAGGGUAUCGAGGAAUUAGGGUCGUCUAUUUCCCCAGAUUGCACAUUACAGUAGACCUGCUUUUCUCGGGCUUUGCGAUAGGGCAAUCCAUAACCAGUUUUUACGGUUGAUUAAUCUUUUGUAUUGAACAUAUAGGGUUUUGAGAAGCCCGGGAAAUGUCUGCCCCAUCAAUUGCAGCAACUGCAAAUCCCAAUCCAACAAGCCCUCCCUCUAGUCUUGCACCUGCCCUGAGGCAAAGUGCAAGAAGAAGAGCUCUAGCAGUUACAGAGAAGAAAUCAAACACUGACAUACUUAGAAACGGGAAAACUGUAGAAGAGGAUUUGAGUCAUACGAUAAGAGGGGAGAUGGUUAUAGAACCCAAAGAUUUGCAGUCAAAUUCUAAAUCAAAAGAAGUAUUGGCAAAGAAAGGUGUGACGAAUCCUUUGGUUUCUCCUAGGCGUGGCAGGAAAGUUGUUACAAAGCCUGAGACACACAAGUGGGUCAAGUUUGCUAGGAUUUUCAUAAAGAAUUUAUUUCUUUUGUUGUGUCUUUUGGGGUUGGGCAAUGCUAUCAUGAGAUGGGUCAAAAGACCUGUUCAUGUUCCUUCCAUGGGGGCUUUGGACUCUGAGAAUCGAAUAACAGAGCUCGAGAGUUUCUUGAAAACAACCACUAAGAUGAUGCAGGUUCAGGUGGAGGUCAUGGAUUUGAAGAUUUCAAAUGAAAUUGGGAAUUUGAGGAGAGAGUUUGGACAAAAAGUUGAGAACCAAGAGGCUUCAUUUUCCAAUGAGAUAAAGAAUUUAGAGAGUAGGACUGUUGGGUUAGAGGAAUCACUACAUAAAUUUAGUGAUAUGGGUCUCUCUUCAAAGGAAGAUAUCGUGGGUAUGUUAAAUGAUUUGUUGCAGCAGAAGGGCUUUCACGGAAAUGACCAAGGUUUGGGCUUGGAUGAUAUUAGGACUAUGGCAAAAGAGAUUGUUGAGAAGGAAAUUGAGAAGCAUGCUGCUGAUGGGCUAGGCAGGGUGGACUAUGCAUUGGCUUCAGGAGGAGGUAAAGUGGUUAGACACUCAGAAGCUUAUUAUUUUGGCAAGGUUGGGAAUUGGCUUCCUGUUGUCAAAGGAAGAAAUGGAGUUCACGAUAAUGCACAGAAGAUGUUGGAGCCGAGCUUUGGGGAGCCUGGUCAGUGUUUUGCACUCAAAGGAAGCCACGGGUUUGUUGAGAUUAGGCUAAGGACUAGUAUUGUGCCUGAGGCUGUGACUUUGGAACAUGUCGCAAGGAGUGUUGCUUAUGACCGGACCAGUGCCCUAAAAGAAUUUCGUAUUUCGGGUUGGCCAAAUGGGCGUGAUGAGGACUCUUCGGUUGAUCAGACAGAGAGAGUCCUCCUUUUUGGUGAGUUCAAAUACGACCUCGAGAGGAGCAAUGCACAAACAUUUGACCUAAACCCAGCAAGCAGUGUGAUCAACAUUGUGAGGCUGGACUUUCUCUCUAACCAUGGGAGCCCUUCUCAUACGUGCAUAUAUCGCCUAAGGGUUCACGGGUAUGAGCCCGACUCCCUCAUGCCACUUGCCAUACAAUUGUAGGGCACAACGCACACGUGAUGCCUCUCUCUCUCUCUCUCUCUCUCUCUCUCUUUGUAGCUUGAUAUUUUGCAGUUUAUGGACCUGCGUUUUGUCAUGAUUUUCCUGUUAUGCAAUGCAUAAUUGCCUUGGCCUCUGUAAAA
Messenger RNA from Amborella trichopoda, 2404 nucleotides. Its product is annotated as SUN domain-containing protein 1. The record is from RefSeq and is a predicted model, not a curated record. Gene Ontology annotation, cellular component: nuclear envelope. Gene Ontology annotation, molecular function: protein-membrane adaptor activity. NCBI's taxonomy places the organism in Eukaryota, Viridiplantae, Streptophyta, Magnoliopsida, Amborellales, Amborellaceae.